GGCCCUGUGUGUGUGUGUGUUUGUAUGUGUGUGUAUGUACGUUCUCACCGCAAACCAUGUGAUUGUUUGGGCUUGACUAAGCUUUGCAGCCUUGACAGGGCUCCAUUAUCUGCCCGUGUCCCCAGUCAUACUGGAAAAGAUUGGAAUGCCACAGCAGAAUCCAGAGACACCAGUCAUAACACUCUGGUUUGGAAGAGAUUGACACUGAACAGUUUCUGCUGACAGCAGGAGACGGUAGGAGGCGAGGGGUGGCUGUGCAAGACCUGGUUUUACGUGAGACAGGUGUUGCUUCCUGCAGAAUAAGUGGAGAUGUUUUCCGUCUCUGCCACGAUGCUCCGUCGAGGAGCUUUGAGAUACAGUCAGUGCACCAUGGCAACCGUUGUCUCUGGCAACAAGACCUCACAAAAGGUGAGAGAGCGACUCAGAACUGAGAUAGCAGAGAUGAGCAGUCAGUUUCCAGGCUUCAGGCCAGGCUUGGUUGUGCUGCAGGUCGGGGACAGAGAUGAUUCGAACCUCUACAUCAGCAUGAAGCUAAAGGCAGCGGCCGAGAUUGGAAUCAAUGCGAGCCACAUUAGGCUUCCCAAGACAGCCACAGAGGAUGAAGUUUUGCGUUGCAUAAUCGCAGCCAACGAAAACCCGGCAGUCCACGGUCUCAUCGUACAACUGCCUCUCGAUUCCUUUCAUCCAAUUGACACAGAAAACGUGACCAAUGCUGUUGCCCCAGAGAAAGAUGUUGAUGGCCUGAGCAGUAUAAAUGCAGGGAAGCUGUCUCGAGGAGACCUGAGGAACUGUUACAUCCCAUGCACUCCUAAUGGGUGUUUGGAGCUCAUCAGUCAGACCGGUGUGGCUGUUUCAGGGAAGAAUGCUGUCGUGAUUGGCCGCAGUAAGAUUGUUGGAGCUCCAAUGCAUGAUCUGCUCUUAUGGAAUCAUGCUACAGUGACCACCUGUCACUCCAAGACUAUUGACCUUGCUGAACAGGUGGGCAGAGCAGACAUAUUGGUUGUGGGUGCUGGCAAAGCUGAGAUGGUGAAAGGAGAGUGGGUGAAGGAGGGGGCGGUGGUCAUAGAUUGUGGCAUCAAUCAUAUAACAGACAGCAGUAAACCCAGUGGGAAACGUCUAGUGGGAGAUGUGCACUACCCGUCAGCUGUACAGCGAGCUGGAUACAUUACUCCAGUGCCUGGUGGAGUCGGACCCAUGACUGUAGCCAUGCUGAUGAAGAAUACAGUGCAAAGUGCAAACCGGUUUCUGCAGACACACAGGCCUGGGAGGUGGAACAUUGUCUACACAAAGAUGAAACCCCAAAAGCCUCAGCCAAGUGGCAUUACAGUCUCCUGUUCACGCCCGGCCAAACCAAUCGCUCAGCUUGCGAGAGAGAUGGGUCUGUUUUCUGAUGAAGUGGAGACAUAUGGCACCAGCAGAGCUAUGAUACAACUGGGUGUUCUUAAACGCAUGGAGAACCAGCCUGAUGGGAAAUAUGUGGUUGUCACUGGAAUUACUCCUCCUCCAGUGGGUGAGGGAAAGCGUACCACGACUGUUGGGUUGGCUCAGGCCUUAGGAGCCCACUUGAACAUUAACGCUUUUGCUUGCGUUCGAGAGACUUUUCCUGGAUUCUCUUUUGGUGCCAAAGGGUUUGCUGUUCGAGGCGGAUACUGUCAGGUUAUUCCAUUGGAUGAGGUCAGCCUUCAACCUUUCGGACAACAUGAGGCUGUUUCUACUGCCAGCAGACUGGUGAUGGAUGCGGUCGAAGCACAUGCUCACUAUGAGACCAACCUCUCUCAAGAGGCUUUGUUUGAUUGGAUAGUUCCUCUCAGAGAAGGUCAAAGGUCGCUCUCCACAGCCCAGCUUAGCCGACUGAAGAAACUGGGCAUUGAGAAAUCUGACCCCUUGACCUUUACAGAGGCUGAGAUAAGAUGUUUUCUCCGAUUGGAUAUUGACAAAGAUACUGCAGCAGAUUGUGACUUUUUGGGAAAUGAGAUCAUGGCUAUACUGUCACUAAGCAGCGCUGAGGAGGAUCUGAAAGAGAGGCUGUCUAGGAUAGUAGUGGCUACAAACAAAUCUGGAGAUCCUAUCACCACAGAGGAUUUGGAUGUCUGUGGUACAUUGGUCAUGAUUUUGAAAGAUGCACUGAAACCUGUCCUGAUGCAAACUGUGGAGGGUACACCAGUGUUUGUUCACACCAGCCCAUUAGCUGACAUUGCCCAAGGCUACACUUCAAUCCUGGCAGACAAAAUGGCCCUAAAAUUGGUCGGAAGUGAAGGAUUUGUAGUCAGCGAGUCUGGUUAUGGUGCAGACGUGGGCUUGGAGAAGUUCUUCAACAUUAAAUGCCACUACUCAGGCCUGAAGCCAGAUGUGGUGGUGAUGAUGGCUAACGUUCGUACCUUAAAAUGCAAGGCAGUGCCCAUCCAGGCAGGCUGGCCUCUUCCGAAAGAGUAUUUACAAGAGAACCUCCAGCAGCUUGAAAAAGGCUGUUUUCACCUGAAGAAACAGGUGGAGAAUGCAAAAGCCUUUGGCUUGCCGGUGAUAGUAGCUGUCAACACAUUCAGCUGUGAUACUAACGCUGAGCUGGAGCUGGUGUGUAGCCAGGCAAUGCAGGCUGGAGCUGUUGAUGCAGUGCAGUGCACUCACUGGUCUGAGGGGGGCGCUGGAGCGCUGACUCUGGCUGAGGCUGUUCGGAGAGCAGCAAAACUACCUGGCCAGCUCAAGUUCCUCUACGACUCAAAGAUACCAGCUGAUGGUAAGUUAAGAACCGUGGCAAAGCAGAUGUAUGGAGCGAAGGACAUAGAGCUGUCACCAAAAGCCAUGGAGAAGCUUGCACUUUACACAAAACAGGGAUUUGGGAAUUUGCCGGUCUGCAUAGCCAAGACACACCUGUCCUUCAGUAUUGAUCCCAAGCUGAGAAGAGUGCCCUCAGACUUCAUCCUGCCCAUCACAGAUGUCAAAGUCAAUGCUGGAGCUGGUUUCCUCUGUGCUUUGACUGACUCGAUAAAUACAGAAACAGGAUGAUCCCAUGUGGCACUGUUUCCAUGACAACAACCUUUUACAGUGACUGCAAGAAACUCAAUGAUUACUUGCGCUAAGAUAGGUUUAAUUAAUAAUCAAUUCAACUUUUAAUGUGUUGACUGAAGUAGAAGUAUUAUGAAAGCUCAAGAAGACUCUUUUAGACUAAUGAAGUCAUCAAAUUGGACAUGGCAUCACCAUGUGGUUACCUGGAUGUCAGGUGUGGUCACUCAUUCCUGCGUUAAACACCACUUUGCACGGUCAUCUCGAGUUGUAGAGUUGUGUUACAUUUGGAAAAGACUGUUUAUUCAUCAUCUGUUCCAUCUUGAAAUGGGAAGAGAUCAGUCACUGAACUGUGUAGCUGAUGUGUUGAUUUGGUUAGUCCCACAUGAUUUACUCUUUCAGUUUAUUAUCUCUAUAAUAUGCUCAAACUAACAAAUGUUUAUGCUUUAUAUUAUAGUGGUUUUUCAUUUUAGAUCCCAGUUCAUUCACAGUGUUUCCUGAAACUUUGAUAUUUCUUGAAACCAUACACUCAAAAAAAUCUGUAAAAAAUUGGGCACAAUAUACUGUAUUAAUAUGAAGGAAUUUUCAGUAUUCUUUUUUACAGUUGUAUUAUCUGUAUUUUACAUUUUUCACUGCAUUAAGCUGUAUUUAAGCAUUAAAGGAAAUGACUAAGGAAAAUGUACUGGUAAUUUUAUGCUAGUACUUUAUCCGUUUUUUUACUGAUUUAUUUUUAUAGUGUAGAUGUUGUGCCAUGACCAAUCCAUAGCAAUAUAGAUCUUCUGACAAGAGCAAAAUGUGGUGCCAUUUAUUUUUAAUUAAGUGUAACGUCUGUCAUAAAAGAUUAUUGUUUGUCAGUUAUUUUGAUAGGUACAUUAAGAUAUAGAUGAUGUCAUAUUGAUUUAAUGGCUCUCUUACUGCCUCUCACACUUUCUGCCUCUGAAAUAAAAUCUUAGCUUGACCUUUCA
Molecule: messenger RNA, 3965 nt
Organism: Triplophysa dalaica
Lineage: Eukaryota; Metazoa; Chordata; Actinopteri; Cypriniformes; Nemacheilidae
Gene: mthfd1a
Product: methylenetetrahydrofolate dehydrogenase (NADP+ dependent) 1a, methenyltetrahydrofolate cyclohydrolase, formyltetrahydrofolate synthetase
Exons: 27
Coding region: 310-3003 (897 amino acids)
Biological process (GO): tetrahydrofolate interconversion
Cellular component (GO): cytosol
Molecular function (GO): ATP binding; formate-tetrahydrofolate ligase activity; methylenetetrahydrofolate dehydrogenase (NADP+) activity
Source: RefSeq, a predicted model, not a curated record